CUGUCUUCCAGCAUCGCUUUCUCUCUCCCUGUGCCUUUCUGGCGCGGUUCUCCCUCCCUGCCUCCCUCUGGCAUCUGCUUUUUCUUACUCCUUCUCUCAGCUGCUUAACUACAGCUCCCAGUGGAACUUGCACAAUUAAAAACAGCUCUCCUCCCGAGCAGCACCCAGAAGCGCAUCACCUGGAGCAGGGCGAUCGCCCACUUGCACCCGCCGCAGAGCAUCCAGGUAGCUGGGGGCGCGGCAGGGGUGUGUGGGGGGUCCUUCUCCCGCUCUCUGCAGCAGCCACAGCAUCUCCUGGGAGUCCGCUGCAUUCCAGGGUCCCGUAGCAAUGAUGCGUGUGUUUCGUAACAAUGAUGGAAAGAGAGAAGCCUCUGCCGGUGGCCAUUGAAAGCGGGGAGAGGUUGCUGCAGUCGCCACUGCCGUAGAAUGUGUGAGUGACAACCUGCGGGGCCCCGCUGGAGUCUCCAUCCCGCUCCGUCUUCCUUCGCGGUCUCCAGGAGGGAACCAGAUGCACUAACCGGGCGAGUGCCACCCUGGAUCUGUAACUGUGAACUUCCCGCUGUGGAAAAUGGUCAACAAAGACAUGAAUGGAUUCCCAGUCAAGAAAUGCUCAGCCUUCCAGUUUUUUAAGAAGCGGGUACGAAGAUGGAUCAAAAAUCCAAUGGUCAGUGUGGACAAGCAUCAGAGUCCCAGCCUGAAGUAUACGGGCCCCUCAGUGGUGCACAGCCCCCAUGGGGAGCCCGACUUAGAGCCUUCCUUGUGUCGGACGUGCCUAGGAGACCACGCUUUCCAAAGAGGGGUUCUCCCUCAGGAGAAGGAGUCAUGUCCAUGGGAAACUCAACCCAGGUGUGAAGUGAAAGAACCAUGUACUCAUGCCAACAUCCUGACCAAGCCUGAUCACAGAACCUUCUGGACUAAUGAUGACUCAGUUCAGGUAGCCACAGUCAUCCUCAGGAGAUGUCCUGAACCGCAUCUCCUUCAGCCAACUGAGCUCCCCUCAGAGCUGACCGCCAGCCACUUGGCCAAGCUUCCCAGUGAGCCCCGGGUGGAGCAGCAGGACCUGCUCAACAGUUUGCCAUCUGCUGUGUUUAGUGCCUUGAACUCUCGAGUAAGGCCACCUGAGUUGGCUGUCAACUUCAGUGCUUUCUACCUGUGUGUCUUUGGACAUAUGAUUUCACCCUUCUAUGCUUCCUUUUCUUGCACCUGCAACAGUAGACUAUUAGUAAUAGAUCGUAGAGGUUUGUGA
Myotis myotis is the source of this 1246-nucleotide messenger RNA. RefSeq lists its product as uncharacterized. The transcript is spliced from 4 exons. Bases 569 to 1246 code for a protein of 225 amino acids. Lineage: Eukaryota; Metazoa; Chordata; Mammalia; Chiroptera; Vespertilionidae. The record is from RefSeq and is a predicted model, not a curated record.